CAUCUUCCAGCUUUAGGUUUCUCAUUUCCUUCUGGGUUUUCUGUUUGGUUGCUUAGAAAGCACCAUUUUAGAAGAGAAACCCAAUGGGAAAUGCUUCAUCAAUGCUAACUCAAUAUGAUAUUGAAGAAGUUCAAGAGUACUGCAAUUAUCUAUUCUCAAGGGAAGAAAUUGUUGGUUUGUACCAGAGGUUUUGCGAGUUAGAUGGAAAUGGGAAGGGAUAUAUAUCAGGUGAUGAGAUGUUAUCAGUGCCAGAAUUUGCAAUUAAUCCUGUCUUGAAGAGGGUGGUUGAGAUGGUGGAUGGAUUCAACUUUAAGGACUUUGUUGCCAUCUUGUCUGCUUUUAGUUGUAAAGCAACCCGAUACCAGAAAGCUCAACGUGAGGCUUUGAAUUAA
This is a messenger RNA of Hibiscus syriacus, 392 nucleotides long. Its product is annotated as calcineurin subunit B-like. Gene Ontology annotation, molecular function: calcium ion binding. The transcript has 4 exons. The record is from RefSeq and is a predicted model, not a curated record. NCBI's taxonomy places the organism in Eukaryota, Viridiplantae, Streptophyta, Magnoliopsida, Malvales, Malvaceae. The coding region runs from base 84 to 392 and encodes 102 amino acids.